Molecule: messenger RNA, 8863 nt
Organism: Castor canadensis (American beaver)
Lineage: Eukaryota; Metazoa; Chordata; Mammalia; Rodentia; Castoridae
Gene: Prpf19
Product: pre-mRNA processing factor 19
Biological process (GO): mRNA splicing, via spliceosome; DNA repair; protein ubiquitination
Cellular component (GO): U2-type catalytic step 1 spliceosome; cytoplasm; Prp19 complex
Molecular function (GO): protein binding; ubiquitin protein ligase activity
Source: RefSeq, a predicted model, not a curated record
AUUCUGGGAAAGGGCAGUUUCCGUUAGGUGCUGAAGACUGAGGCGCGCUACCGGCCACCUUCCCACGUGAAGCGCUACGCGAGCAUUGCUUGGCGGGGUCGUUCCCUGCUAGCUGCGGAGCGUCCCGGAAGCAGCGGGGGACCGGAAGUGGUCCGCGGAAGCUCAGCAGCUAGUCCGGGAGCCCGCUGUGAGGCGACUGGGAGUGCUGCGACGGCGCCAUGUCCCUGAUCUGUUCUAUCUCCAAUGAAGUGCCAGAGCAUCCCUGUGUAUCCCCUGUCUCUAAUCAUGUGUACGAGCGGAGGCUCAUUGAGAAGUAUAUUGCAGAGAAUGGAACAGACCCUAUCAACAACCAGCCUCUCUCAGAGGAGCAACUCAUUGACAUCAAAGUUGCUCACCCAAUCCGUCCAAAGCCUCCCUCAGCCACUAGCAUCCCGGCCAUUCUGAAAGCCUUACAGGAUGAGUGGGAUGCAGUCAUGCUGCACAGCUUCACCCUGCGCCAGCAGCUGCAGACAACACGCCAGGAGCUGUCCCAUGCGCUGUACCAGCAUGAUGCUGCCUGCCGUGUCAUUGCCCGUCUCACCAAGGAGGUCACUGCUGCCCGAGAAGCUCUGGCUACUCUGAAACCACAGGCUGGUCUCAUCGUGCCCCAGGCAGUGCCAAGCUCACAACCAAGUGUUGUGGGUGCAGGUGAGCCCAUGGAUUUGGGUGAGCUGGUGGGAAUGACUCCCGAGAUUAUCCAGAAGCUGCAAGACAAGGCCACUGUGCUUACCACGGAACGUAAGAAGAGAGGGAAGACUGUGCCUGAGGAGUUGGUGAAGCCGGAAGAGCUUAGCAAAUACCGGCAGGUGGCAUCCCAUGUGGGGCUGCACAGCGCCAGCAUUCCUGGAAUUCUUGCACUGGACCUCUGCCCCUCCGACACCAACAAGAUCCUCACUGGUGGGGCAGAUAAAAAUGUCGUUGUCUUCGAUAAGAGUUCUGAACAAAUCCUGGCUACUCUCAAAGGCCACACCAAGAAGGUCACUAGUGUGGUGUUUCACCCAUCUCAGGAACUGGUGUUUUCUGCCUCUCCAGAUGCCACUAUCAGAAUUUGGUCAGUCCCGAACACCUCUUGUGUACAGGUUGUUCGGGCCCAUGAGAGCGCUGUGACAGGCCUCAGCCUCCAUGCUACUGGGGACUAUCUCCUGAGCUCCUCUGAUGACCAGUACUGGGCCUUCUCUGACAUCCAGACAGGGCGUGUGCUCACCAAGGUGACUGAUGAGACCUCUGGCUGCUCUCUCACCUGUGCACAGUUCCACCCUGAUGGACUCAUUUUUGGAACAGGAACCAUGGACUCUCAGAUCAAAAUCUGGGACUUAAAGGAGCGCACCAAUGUGGCCAACUUCCCUGGCCACUCAGGUCCCAUUACCAGCAUUGCCUUCUCUGAGAAUGGGUACUACUUGGCUACAGCAGCUGACGACUCCUCUGUCAAGCUGUGGGACCUGCGCAAGCUUAAAAACUUUAAGACGUUGCAGCUGGACAACAAUUUUGAGGUGAAAUCACUGAUCUUUGAUCAGAGUGGUACUUACCUGGCACUUGGAGGCACAGAUGUUCAGAUCUACAUCUGCAAACAGUGGACGGAGAUUCUUCACUUUACAGAGCACAGUGGCCUGACCACAGGGGUGGCCUUUGGACAUCAUGCCAAAUUCAUUGCUUCAACUGGCAUGGACAGGAGCCUCAAGUUCUACAGCCUGUAGGUCCGGUGCCUUCUCACAGAAGCUGGGCCUCAUCUCACCAGUGGGUUAGAGUUAGGGGUAGGGGGUGGGGGGUGUCUUCUGGGAGGGAGGGGGAUCUAUGGGUUGGGACAUUCACUUCAUUUCACUCUGGUCUGGGUGAUGGCCUGAGAACCACGGUGACAUGGAACACCUCAUCCAUGCAGCCUUCAGGCCCCAUAGGAAUGGACAUUCGGGGAAGAACUGUCACCUUGUAAAGGUUCAGAGGUGGUGGCUGUUCCAUACCCACUUUGUUUCAGUUCCUGUGAGACAGGGAGGCUGAGCCAAGGGAACUGUGAAGGGGGUGGGCAUGAGGGCUUAUGCAGGUUUUUGUAAGCAGUGAUCUAGUUUCAUUAAAAAAAGAAAACAAUAAAUUUAGCCACCUCCUGUGUCUGUCUAUACCUGAGCAGGGAAGGUCAAGGGGAGGGAAUACAGUGGGAUACUGGCUGCCAGGAAGCUCAUUGUUCUGUUCUCUCUCUCCUCUCUCACUCCCCUCCCGAAGCCAUUUGACAGAUUCCAGGGCCUCCAGGCACUUGUGCUUGACUUAUCCCACAAGGCCAGAAGGGAAGGAAAAGUGCAGGAAAGAUUAGCAUGGGCCUGCUGGUGAGGAGCUGUGAGUAGGUCAGUAGGAUUCUUUGGCUGCAAGGUGAUAGAAAACCUGUUCCUGACUGGCUUAAAUAAAAAAGGAGAUUUUAUUGGCUGUGGCAGCUGAUAUGUUGAGGUAGAGCUGGUUCCAGGGGAGAUGCCAGUGAACAGUAAAUAAUAAAAGGUCAAGUGGAGAGGAUUAAUGUAGGGUUCUGUAGCUACUUUACAUUAGGAGGUCACGAAAAGCUUGUGAGGGAAGGACAAGGAGCUCAAUGGGAAGGAGAGUUGUAAGCAGAGGGAGGAAAGGGUCUGAGGCUAGGAAAAGUGAAGUGUGUGGUGGAACAGGGAGACCAGGGUGGUUGGAGUAUGGUGGCUGAGGGUGAGUCACCAUGGAUGUGGCCCAGGAAGAUCAUCAGUGCCCUUGAGAAUUACUGUCCAUUGGAAUGUUGGGGUUGGGAGCCUGAUCAGAGUGGGUGGGAAGACAGGUGGUUACAGUUGAGAAAUUGUGCUAGGAAGGGGAGCAAAUAAAUGGGGUAUAUCUUCCCUGGGUACCAGGGUGCCUAGUAGCUAGGGAAGGCCCUGGGAAGCCUUGCAGUAAAGACCAGCUGCUGCCUCAUGUUUUUGAGUAGGUAAGCCUUAACCUGUGUGUGCCUAUUAAUGGUUCGUGGACCUCACCCCUUGUGCAGCUAGUGUUGACUGUUGUAAAGGGCACUUCAUUGGACAUCUGAGUUCUGAGUCCAUCAUUUGCCCAUCUGCUUUGUGUGAUUGAAGCUGUUGCUCAGUGUAUGAUUGUACUAGUUUAACAUAUCAGCCAGUUGUAGGUAUUCUAGUUUGAAAAAUGAAUGAUUAUUUUUAAGUUACUUUUUUUUUCCUUCAGUAUUAGGGUUUGAACUCAAGGUUAGCUGAGUUCUCUCUUGCUAGGCGAGUGCUCUACCACUUAAGCUACACCCCCAGUCCUUUUUUGCUUUAGUUAUUUUUUGAUUAGGGUCUUGAGUUUUUGGCCCUGCUGGCCCAGACCUUGAUCCUUCUACCUAGGCCUCCCUGAAGCUGAGACUGUAAGUGCACACUGCCAUGUCUGGCCUAUUGAUUGAGAUGGGGUAUUGGUCACUUUUUGCCCAGACUGGCCUUGAGCCUUAGUCCUCCUGAUCUGUGCCUCCCCGGUAGCUAGGAUUAAAGCAUGUGUCACCACACCUGGCUUUAAAUGUCGAUUUUAAUAAGAGAGAGGUUACACAGUUUUCCAAGGCAGGACAAAUUUAAAAUGGAAUUAGGACAACAACCGAGUUAAAAGUGAGCAGGUAACAGCUAUUUGCUGGAGCACAGUCAUAGGAAUUGGGUGAGGGUUAAGAGCAAGGCCUGGGGCUAAGUUGGCCCCCAGGGCUGGCACAGCACUGAAGCCAUGGAGUGGUUUCUGGUGUUUGAUAUUACCAUGUAUUCUCUGCCUAAGUGAUACUGAAGGACAGAGGUUCUUGGGGGAAUCCUUAGGUUGACGGGUACUAUGGUCAACCUAAAACUGAAGUGAAUUGUGGAUCUGUGCAUAGAAAGGAGGGGCCAUAGCACAACCCCGAGGGACUGGAAUCCCACCCCUGAUCCCAGCUAGUUCUGAGUCAUUGCCCCAGGAGAGUGGGAGUGUAAUGUCACUGUCUUGGCCUCUGGCAGCCUGAUGUUUGGUUUAGAAGUCCCUGAAAUACAUCACCUCUGUUCCAAGCCAUCAACCUCUCAUCACAUAGUAUCUGUGUGUCAGAUACUACAUACAUUCUCAAGUUUAAUUUUUUUUGGUGUAUGUGGUGCUGGGAUUUGAACUCAGGUCUUUGUACAUGCUAGGUAAGUGCUCUGCCACUGAGCUACAUCUCCAGCCCCACAUUUAAUUCUAAGCAUCCUUGCCGUGGGCUGUCCAGCACUCUGAGUAGCUUCUUGUUCCAGGCACACCUCGUGGGACUUCAUGCCCUCUUUGUGCACAGGGUGGGAUUGGGAUUGUGAACUUGAACUAGACUCUGGCUUUGGAUUCUGGCUCUGGCAUUUAGUAGCUGUGGGACCUUGUGCAGAUUACUUUCUCUUUCCAUUUCUUCAUAAGAUGGGGAUCUUGUACUUACAAGAGACAGCAUAAGGAUUUAGUGAAUAUGAGAAAUGCUCACAGCAGGGACUGCACAUAAUAAAUGCUAUAUAUUUUUAAAUUGUGGCUACUGCUAUAUGUUCCCUGGAGUCUUGCCUUCCCAAUCCUCCAGAAAGCCUUUAGUGCCCAUCCCUACCCUGCCAGGUGAGUGACCUCCCUAUGAGGCCGUGGUUCACACCUUCAGCAUAACUCACCAUGUUACCUUGAAGGUGUUGAUGUAUUUGUCUGUUUUAGCUAAAUUGUCAUCUCAAGGGCAGGACCAUGUAUUCACUGCUGACAUUCAUCUUACCUCAUGUCCCGUUGUUACUAAAUGACAGAUGGAGAGAUUCAGCCCUGUGCUCAGUCCAAAACCCCGGCCAUGUUUUCUCCUUCCUUGGUGCAGAAAAGCCGGGUGGCUGUAGACUCAGCUAGUUCAGCGAGAAUAUACUGAGAGCUUUCACCUCUGCCAAACAUCUCCAGAGUUUGAACACAAUUGUGUUUGGUAGGUUAUCCUUGGGAAGGAUCUUAAAAGAGCCUGUCCUUUCUGGACCCACGCCGUCAGUGACCAUAGUGUUCCUGUAUUUAGGGCCAGGUGUGGUCAGUAGGCCAAGGUGUCCAAAGGGAAGUCAUUUGGUGGUGGAAUCAAUUGUCCUGUGGCCUAUGUGCACUUGUGCCUUUUGAUGAUCAAAUCUCAUGUCCCAGUGCUGCUGUUCAGCUGAGAGAGCAUCUACUUUGUUCUGCUUAUACUUGGAGCACUAACCCAGGUGGUCACCUGGGGGUAUUACAGUUGCAGGAGUCUCCCCAAUAACCUGGCACCAUGAGAGAGCUCCUCAGUGCCACAGAUGACCUUGCAAAGUAGGUGGUGUCAGUCUCAUUCCAUAGAUGAGCAAACACUCAAGCACCUUGGCUUAAAGCCAUCCUGUUAAGUCGUGGAGCUGGGAUUUUUAACUUUCUGGCCUUAGGAGACCAAGGUGCUCUACCAGCUCAUCAGCUGAGACAGAAAUGGUAGCUACCCCCUCCACAGCUCUAUGAUAUAGGGUUAUGGUGAGCGCAGGCUCUUGAGUCAGAAGCCCAGGUUUGAUCCCAGCUCUGCAGCUUUCUGUGCCAUGUCUUUGUUCUGAGUUUCUGUACUGAAAAAUGAGCUUAUAAAGCCUACUUGAUAGGGCUGUCGGUGAACUCAGGUGUAGAGAGCACAUGGAGGCACUCAGUAAAUGUUGGCUACUUUUCCCCUGCUCCUCUAUGCUGGAGUCAGUGACACUGACUUCUUGGCUUCUUGGUGACCUCAGUUCUUGACACCUGUGAUGUAAAGGUUUGGCCUGACUGCCUUCUCUAUCCAUAAACCUAUAGCUGUGGGGACACAAAAGAGCUGGAACAAAAUUUAGGCAGGGAGACUGGAAUGUGCAGAACACAGCCAGGACACUGGAAUUCUAAGAAGGGCCAAGACAGAGGACAUGAGGGUACAGCUGGUUUGAAACCUAGUAAAUCUGGAGGGAAGUGGUACAAGACAAUCUUGAAAAAGUAGAGGUUCCCGAGGUAGAGCAGAGGAAUGGAGUUAGGGGUGGCUGGUGUAAGAAAGGAGCCAGUGACCUGGGGUGCAGCAAGGAGGGAUGAGAUGGCAGGUUUGUGAAGUCUAAGAUCCCUCCUGCUCUGAGGUUUUCAAAAUUUGUAGAUCUUUUAACAUGUUAAAACUUUUUAAUUGUGAAAUAUUCAUAUAUAAUAUCUAAAACAUACCAAUAAUAACAUUGAGAAUGGAAUCGAAUAGAAAAGAAUAGGAUACAAAGAAUAGAAACACCCUUGUAUCCACCAGCCAAAGAACGCAGUGAGGCUCUAGGUGUGAUAUUCCCUGAAUAUAACCCUCCCUCUCCUACACAGAGAAAACCAGUAUUUUGAAGUUGGUGUUGCUAAUUGCUUUGAUUUUUGGUAUAAUUUUCCUCCUAUAGUUUUUUGCUGAUUUUUAAACUUUGUGUAAAUGAAAUCAUUCUGUCUGCUUUCUUUUACUCAGUACUGUUCUUUAAUUUUUAACUAGCGUACAUUGAUAGUAUGAGGGGGUUUCGUUGUGAUAAUUCCAUAGAUGUGUGCACAAGUUCACUUCUUCUAUUGUAUUCCCUUACCCUUCCAUUUUCCUCCCCCCUUUUUCAAACAGCAUUUGGUGUGUUUGAUUAACACUUCCAUCCUCUUCACCCCUCAGUAUCUUUUUAUUUGCCUCAAUACUGUUUGAGUUAUCUGUAUUAACACGUAGUGUAGUUCAUUCAUUGUUGUGUAAGCAAAGGCAAAUGGCCACACAUCUCACACCAGGCUGCUGGGUAAGUGUUUUGUGGAGAUGGGAACACCUAGAGGUGUGAUUCUGCUUGGUCCAUGCAUUCCAGGACAGUGUUCGCUGGGACCAGUGUCCUGUGGUACUUACAAGCUCUUCCCCUUGAUAUGGUCAGGGAUCUGGGGUCCAGAUGUUACUGUUGCAGUUAUUUGUUGUGGCCAACCCACAGCAGGAUCCACUGCAAUAAGUUCAUGGAGAAGCCCAGACCUUCCUCUGACAUAAUUAGGGGGUUGGGGACCAAGCCUUACACUUGAUCAGUAAUACCUGCAGGGGGUGCUUGGCAAUGGCGGGAUUCUAUGGAGCCCUUGUAAAAGGUCAGCUCUUUCUGGAGGCCAGACUGCAAGGGAAAAACCUUGGAUAAGGUAAGGUAAGGUUAGCCCUUACCUCGUUCAUUGUAAAAAUCCAUUGUAGCAAUAUACUACAAUGCAUUUACAUGUUCUGUUGUUGAUAAUGGACAGAUGAAUUGUUUCUAGUUUUAUCAUUUUUUGGCUAUUAUAAACAAAGUCUGUGAACAUUCUGGUGUAAGGUUUACUCUAGGAUACCAACCUAAGAGCGGACUUACUGUAAUAUUAGGUCAUGACAUCUAGCUUCAACGUUGGUGUGCCUGUUGACAUUCUGAUUAAUAGUGACCAAGUGCUGCUGUCUCCAGACCUCACUAACGCUUGGUAUUUUCUGAUCUUUUAAGUUUUGCCAAUUUAGUGGUGUAUCAUAGUACCUUGCAGUUUAAUUUUCACAUCCAUGAUUAUUGUUGAGGUUGAACAUUUCUCCCCUCCUCUGUACUCCCAUCCCCACAAUGCUAGCUAGACAAGUGCUAUGCCACUGAGCUAUAUCCCUGGCUCAAGGUUGAGCAUCUUUUCAUCCACGUGUAGAACAUUCGAGUCUAUAUUCUGUGAUAUGCCUAUUGUACCCCUGGCCUGUUUCUUUGUGUUGUCUUUUUCUGAUUUGUAGCACUUAAAAAAUACAUAUGCUUUGCAUAAUAAUCCUUUUGUCAAUAAAGUGUUGUAAAGUGUCCCAGUUUGUGCCUUGUCUUCUCCCUGAUUUCUGGUUGUGACUUGUAACUGUAUCAGUAAGAAUGUUUUGAGACUGACUGACCAUGACAUUCUUUCCAACAGGAUUUGAAUUCAGCCCUUGAGGUUUUAUUGAACUUUGAGGGUUUCCCCUUUCUCCUCAGACUAACAAUUUGGACUGCACACAGAGGAAAGGGGAAAGGGGUCCUUUUUAGUCCAUGAAGAUGAAGAUAGGUAAGAUUCCUUAUGGUGCUGUCCCUUUCAUGCAAUAGCUGUAAUUCCCCUUCACCUUGCUCUGAGGACAGCCCUUUGAGGCCCAGCUUUCUUAAGAGCCGCACCCUGACUUUUUCACCUUUGGCAGUCUCUGGGCUUGAUUUGGAGUCCCUGUGCUCAUCCAAGCCGAAUGUCAAGGUCUCCAGGAUUCUGUAGAAGUUCCCAGAAUAGAAGCUAGUUUUACUUCCCAGAGUUUUUGCUUUUAUUUUUGUCCUAUCUACAUGCCUUUUUUCCCCCUCAUGUGAGUUCAACAGUGACUUAAGCACAUUUAAAAAUAUUUAUAAUCUGGCAUCUCAGUUGUUUACUUCCAAAGACUGACCUAGGGUCUGGUCUUCACUGCUGGAGCACAGUGGCAUUUUCACACGAAACACUGCCGCAGGAAUGCUGAGGUAGCAGUCACGCUUGAAGGAGUUAACUCCUAAACUGAAGCUCUGCAGUGUUCACCCCCCUUUAUUUAGAGCAAAGCACCUGCAGUGAAAUUAAUUUGAUCUUAGUGCGCAGGGUAUGUGGGAGGUGGAGAGUAAGGGAUCCCUUUGGGUCUCACGUAGCUGUGGCCUAAAAGACAGGAAGAGACAAAACCUGAUGGGCAUGAGCUGCUUGCUCUGCUUCCUGCCACAGGGCGGAAGUGAGUUGCUGUCAUCCCCAUCAGGUCUGAUGCAGCUUGUCACAUUAUCCAAGUGCUGCCUGCUCCCGCCAGCAGGGAAGAAGUUUUAGAUGAGCAAAAUUCAGGUGAAAUUUUGGUAUCUAGGAAAGUGAAAGCUUAGACUGCUUCCUCCAGUGAAAGCAUGGGGAACCUCAUGCUGCAGUGAACUUACUUUAAUGGUUCAUGUGUUUUUCACAUUUGUUU